AUGGCAUUCAUUCUCCCUGUACAACACCUCGCACUCCAGCUAGAAAGCGUCGAAGCCGGUUUCCAGAUCAAGAAGCUACCCACCCCUCAGCCCGGCCUAGGAAGCGCCAUCAUCCGCAUCGAAGCAGCGGGGGUACUCUCUUAUCACCGCGAUGUCUAUAAUGGCGGCCGGCACUACUCAUUCCCUACACCAAUCGUUGGUGGUCUCAGCGCCAUCGGCCGCAUCGCCGCCCUAGGACCCGACGCGACUGCGUUAAAGGAAGGGCAGCUCAUCUACGUUGACUGUGUAAUUCGUGCACGAGAUGAGCCAGAUACCCUUUUCCUCUCAGCCAUCCACGAUAGUAGUGCUGAGGGAAGCAAGAAGUUGAUGCGAGACGUAUGGCGUGAUGGGACUUUUGCCGAGUUUGCCAGAUUUCCACUCGAGAACUGCAUCCCACUAGACGAGGCAAGGUUGUGUGGCAGUCUGGGCUACUCCAUUUCGGACUUGAUGUAUAUGAGCUAUCUCCUCGUUCCAUUUGGUGGCUUACGGGACAUCAAACUGGAGCCCGGAGAGACUAUCGUCGUGAGUCCGGCGACUGGUGGGUAUGGUGGGGCAGGGGUACAGGUAGCCAUUGCUAUGGGUGCAAGAGUGAUCGCCAUGGGCCGAAGUGAGGAGAAGUUGGCGAGGUUGAAAGAACACGUACUCAAUGGCUCGCCAAAUGCCCAAAUUGAAACGAUGAAGAUGACAGGGGAUGAAGCAACGGAUCUGGCGAUACUCAAAGCUUUUGGUACCAUUGAUGCCGUCUUGGACUUUACACCGCCUCAAGCAUCCAAAUCAUUGCACUUGAGGAGCGCUACGAGUGCCCUUCGCCGCAACGGGCGAGUCAGUCUGAUGGGUUUUGUCGAACAACCCGUGGUUCCUUGGACUUUAGUAGCCAACAACAUCGCCAUGAAGGGGAAGUUGAUGUAUGAGCGAACGGAUAUGAUACAUUUUGUCAAGUUGCUAGAGAGAGGGUUGUUUCCCCGCGGUAAGGCCUUCGUUGAUACCAAGGCCUUUGAAUUGAACGACUGGAAGGCUGCGCUUGAUAUAGCGGCCGAGCACACUGGAAUCGGAAAGCAGGUGGUUCUCAAUCUUUAG
Messenger RNA from Cucurbitaria berberidis CBS 394.84, 1116 nucleotides. Its product is annotated as GroES-like protein. The transcript has a single exon. Gene Ontology annotation, molecular function: oxidoreductase activity. The record is from RefSeq and is a predicted model, not a curated record. NCBI's taxonomy places the organism in Eukaryota, Fungi, Ascomycota, Dothideomycetes, Pleosporales, Cucurbitariaceae. Gene Ontology annotation, cellular component: mitochondrion. Bases 1 to 1116 code for a protein of 371 amino acids.